This is a messenger RNA of Cladocopium goreaui, 5190 nucleotides long. The record is from the annotation of a GenBank genome assembly. Lineage: Eukaryota; Dinophyceae; Suessiales; Symbiodiniaceae.
GCCCGUGAGCGCACCCUCGGUGCCGAGCAUCCUUCCACAUUGGAUUCAGUCAACAAUUUGGCAAAUUGUCUCAGAGCCAUGGGCCAGCUGAAAGAUGCAGAAGUGCUCUACAGGAAAGCUUUGAAGGCCCGUGAGCGCAGCCUCGGUGCCGAGCAUUUUGAGACAUUGGGCUCAGUCAACAAUUUGGCAAUUUGUCUCAUAGCCAUGGGCCAGCUGAAAGAUGCAGAAGCGCUCCACAGGAGAGCUUUGGAGGCCUGUGAGCGCACCCUCAGUGCCGAGCAUCCUUACACAUUGGGCUCAGUCAGCAAUUUGGCAAAUUGCCUCAGACGCAUGGGCCAGCUGAAAGAUGCAGAAGUGCUCUUCAGGAGAGCUUUGGAGGCCUGUGAGCGCACCCUUGGUGCCGAGCAUCCUUUCACAUUGGGCUCAAUCAACAAUUUGGCAGAUUGCCUCGAAGCCAUGGGCCAGCUGAAAGAUGCAGAAGUGCUCCACAGGAGAGUUUUGGAGGUCCGUGAGCGCACCCUCGGUGCCGAGCAUCCUGACGCAUUGGGCUCAGUCAGCAAUUUGGCAAUUUGCCUCAGUGAGAUGGGUCAGCUGCAAGAUGCAGAAGCGCUCCACAGGAGAGCUUUGGAGGCCCGUGAGCGCACCCUCGGUGCCGAGCAUCCUUCCACAGUGGACUCAGUCAACAAUUUGGCACUUUGCCUCAGUGAGAUGGGCCAGCUGAAAGAUGCAGAAGCGCUCUACAGGUCUCCAGAGCUACAGCAGCCUUCCCCUGCAGAGCCCGACGGAAUCGCCCGUGAGCGCACCCUCGGCGCCGAGCAUCCUGACACAUUGGCCUCAGUCAACAAUUUGGCAACUUGCCUCACUGCCAUGGGCCAGCUGAAAGAUGCAGAAGUGCUGUACAGGAGAGCUUUGGAAGACCGUGAGCGCACCGUUGGUGCCGAGCAUCCUUCCACAUUGGCCUCAGUCAACAAUUUGGCAACUUGCCUCACUGCCAUGGGCCGGCUAAAAGAUGCAGAAGUGCUCUACAGGAGAGCUUUGGAGGCCUGUGAGCGCACCCUCGGUGCCGAGCAUCCUUCCACAUUGCGCUCAGUCAACAAUUUGGCGAUUUGCUUCAGAAAGAUGGGCCAGCUGAAAGAUGCAGAAGCGCUCUACAGGAGAGCUUUGGAAGCCCAGGAGCGCACCCACGGUGCCGAGCAUCCUGACACAUUGGUCUCAGUCCACAAUUUGGCAACUUGCCUCCAAGCGAGGGGCCAGCUGAAAGAUGCAGAAGUGCUGUACAGGAGAGCUUUGGAGGCGCGUGAGUGCUCCCUCAGUGCCGAGCAUCCUUCCACAUUGGGCUCAGUCAACAAUUUGGCAAAUUGCCUCACAGCCAUGGGCCGGCUGAAAGAUGCAGAAGUGCUGUACAGGAGAGCUUUGGAUGCCCGUGAGCGCACCUUCGGUGCCGAGCAUCUUGACGCAUUGGCCUCAGUCAACAAUUUGGCAAUUUGCCUCGAAGCCAUGGGCCAGCUGACAGAUGCAGAAGCGCUCUACAGGAGAGCUUUGGAGGCCCAGCAGCGCACCCUCGGUGCCGAGCAUCCUUCCACAUUGGGCUCAGUCAACAAUUUGGCAAGGUGCCUCCAAGCUAGGGGCCAGCGGAAAGAUGCAGAAGUGCUCUACAGGAGAGCUUUGGAGGCCCAGCAGCGCACCCUCGGUGCCGAGUGCCUCCAAGCCAUGGGCCAGCUGAAAGAUGCAGAAGUGCUCUCUAGGAGAGCUUUGGAGGCCCGUGAGCGCACCUUCGGUGCCGAGCAUCGUUCCACAUUAAUCUCAGUCCACAAUUUGGCAUUUUGCCUCCAAGAUAGGGGCCAGCUGAAAGAUGCAGAAGUGCUGUACAGGAGAGCUUUGGAGGCCCAGCAGCGCACCCUCGGCGCCGAGCAUCCUCACACAUUGUGCUCAGUCAACAGUUUGGCAACUUGCCUCGGCCAGACGGGCCGGCUGAAAAAUGCAGAAGUGCUCUACAGAGCUGUGGAGGCCCAGGAGCGCACCCUCGGUGCCGAGCAUCCUGAGACAUUGGGCUCAGUCAACAAUUUGGCAUUUUGCCUCAGAGCCAUGGGCCAGCUGAAAGAUGCAGAAGCGCUCUACAGGAGAGCUUUGGAGGCCCGUGAGCGCACCCUCGGUGCCGAGCAUCCUUCCACAUUGGGCUCAGUCAACAAUUUGGCAUUUUGCCUCAGAGCCAUGGGCCAGCUGAAAGAUGCAGAAGCGCUCUACAGGAGAGCUUUGGAGGCCCAGGAGCGCACCCUCGGUGUCGAGCAUCCUUCCACACUGGUCUCAGUCAAAAAUUUGGCAAAUUGCCUCAGUGAGAUGGGCCAGCUGAAAGAUGCAGAAGUGCUCUACAGGAGAGCUUUGGAGGCCAAGGAGCGCACCCUCGGUGCCCAGCAUCCUUCCACAUUGCGCUCAGUCAACAAUUUGGCGAUUUGCCGCAGAGCCAUGGGCCAGCGGAAGCGCUCUACAGGCAUCCCAAGGAUGGCCGCAUUCGAGGAGCGAGGCUCACAGCCUUCAGAGACGCAGAAGCACAAUCCGCCAGGGACACCCAGAGCGAAGCGAAAAAAACGGAACCGGAAAAAGAUGUUGGGAAAGUUGGAAGUUUUGUUCGAAGUCCUGUCCUCCCGACCCGGAACAGCUCUGAGUGCCGCUGCGCAGAGUCUUUUGCGUCGGGGUCUCGGAGCCCAGGAGCGCACCCUCGGUGCCGAGCAUCCUUCCACAUUGGCCUCAGUCCACAAUUUGGCAGAUUGCCUCAAAGCUAGGGGCCGGCUGAAAGAUGCAGAAGCGCUCCACAGGAGAGCUUUGGAGGCCCGUGAGCGCACCCUCGGUGCCGAGCAUCCUUCCACAUUGGGCUCAGUCAACAAUUUGGCAAAUUGCUUCAGAGCCAGGGGCCAGCUGAAAGAUGCAGAAGUGCUCUACAGGAGAGCUUUGGAGGCCAAGGAGCGCACCCUCGGUGCCGAGCAUCCUUCCACAUUGUUCUCAGUCGGCAGUUUGGCAGAGUGCCUCAGACAGAUGGGCCAGCUGAAAGAUGCAGAAGUGCUCCACAGGAGAGCUUUGGAGGCCCAGGAGCGCACCCUCGGUGCUGAGCAUCCUUCCACAUUGGGCUCAGUCAACAAUUUGGCGAUUUGCUUCCGAGAUAGGGGCCAGCUGAAAGAUGCAGAAGUGCUCCACAGGAGAGCUUUGGAGGCCCGUGAGCGCACCCUCGGUGCCGAGCAUCCUUCCACAUUGAGCUCAGUCGGCAAUUUGGCGAUUUGCCUCGAAGCCAUGGGCCAGCUGAAAGAUGGAGAAGCGCUCUACAGGAGAGCUUUGGAGGCCAAGGAGCGCACCCUCGGUGCCGAGCAUCCUUCCACACUGCGCUCAGUCGGCAAUUUGGCGAUUUGCUUCAAAGCCAUGGGCCAGCUGAAAGAUGCAGAAGUGCUGUACAGGUGCCUCCAAGCUAGGGGGCAGCGGAAAGAUGCAGAAGCGCUUUACAGGAGAGCUUUGGAGGCCCAGGAGCGCAUCCUCGGUGCCGAGCAUCCUGACACAUUGCGCUCAGGCAACAAUUUGGCAAAUUGUCUCAGAGCCAUGGGCCAGCUGAAAGCCCGUGAGCGCACCCUCGGUGCCGAGCAUCCUUCCACAUUGGAUUCAGUCAACAAUUUGGCAAAUUGUCUCAGAGCCAUGGGCCAGCUGAAAGAUGCAGAAGUGCUCUACAGGAAAGCUUUGAAGGCCCGUGAGCGCAGCCUCGGUGCCGAGCAUUUUGAGACAUUGGGCUCAGUCAACAAUUUGGCAAUUUGUCUCAUAGCCAUGGGCCAGCUGAAAGAUGCAGAAGCGCUCCACAGGAGAGCUUUGGAGGCCUGUGAGCGCACCCUCAGUGCCGAGCAUCCUUACACAUUGGGCUCAGUCAGCAAUUUGGCAAAUUGCCUCAGACGCAUGGGCCAGCUGAAAGAUGCAGAAGUGCUCUUCAGGAGAGCUUUGGAGGCCUGUGAGCGCACCCUUGGUGCCGAGCAUCCUUUCACAUUGGGCUCAAUCAACAAUUUGGCAGAUUGCCUCGAAGCCAUGGGCCAGCUGAAAGAUGCAGAAGUGCUCCACAGGAGAACUUUGGAGGCCAAGGAGCGCACCCUCGGUGCCGAGCAUCCUUCCACAUUAGUCUCAGUCAACAAUUUGGCACUUUGCCUCAGAGCCAUGGGCCAGCUGAAAGAUGCAGAAAUGCACCACAGGAGAGUUUUGGAGGUCCGUGAGCGCACCCUCGGUGCCGAGCAUCCUGACGCAUUGGGCUCAGUCAGCAAUUUGGCAAUUUGCCUCAGUGAGAUGGGUCAGCUGCAAGAUGCAGAAGCGCUCCACAGGAGAGCUUUGGAGGCCCGUGAGCGCACCCUCGGUGCCGAGCAUCCUUCCACAGUGGACUCAGUCAACAAUUUGGCACUUUGCCUCAGUGAGAUGGGCCAGCUGAAAGAUGCAGAAGCGCUCUACAGGUCUCCAGAGCUACAGCAGCCUUCCCCUGCAGAGCCCGACGGAAUCGCCCGUGAGCGCACCCUCGGCGCCGAGCAUCCUGACACAUUGGCCUCAGUCAACAAUUUGGCAACUUGCCUCACUGCCAUGGGCCAGCUGAAAGAUGCAGAAGUGCUGUACAGGAGAGCUUUGGAAGACCGUGAGCGCACCGUUGGUGCCGAGCAUCCUUCCACAUUGGCCUCAGUCAACAAUUUGGCAACUUGCCUCACUGCCAUGGGCCGGCUAAAAGAUGCAGAAGUGCUCUACAGGAGAGCUUUGGAGGCCUGUGAGCGCACCCUCGGUGCCGAGCAUCCUUCCACAUUGCGCUCAGUCAACAAUUUGGCGAUUUGCUUCAGAAAGAUGGGCCAGCUGAAAGAUGCAGAAGCGCUCUACAGGAGAGCUUUGGAAGCCCAGGAGCGCACCCACGGUGCCGAGCAUCCUGACACAUUGGUCUCAGUCCACAAUUUGGCAACUUGCCUCCAAGCGAGGGGCCAGCUGAAAGAUGCAGAAGUGCUGUACAGGAGAGCUUUGGAGGCGCGUGAGUGCUCCCUCAGUGCCGAGCAUCCUUCCACAUUGGGCUCAGUCAACAAUUUGGCAAAUUGCCUCACAGCCAUGGGCCGGCUGAAAGAUGCAGAAGUGCUGUACAGGAGAGCUUUGGAUGCCCGUGAGCGCACCUUCGGUGCCGAGCAUCUUGACGCAUUGGCCUCA